GACACUCACCAGCCAAACCCUUGACACACAUACUGCCUCCAAAAAACCUCUCUACUCUCCAUCCCUCUCUUCCCCCAUGGGCACCCAGGCCACCACCCUAGAAGUGGAGGCCGCUGCUAAAACUAAGCUCGAUGAGAGUGAGAACGACGAUGACGUGUCAUCAGUUGAGCAGGUCCGACUAACGGUCUCCAACGAGGACGACAGUUCCCUCCCGGUAUGGACGUUCCGGAUGUGGACUAUAGGCAUGCUCUCGUGCAUUCUACUCUCAUUCCUCAACACCUUCUUCUCUUACCGCACGGAGCCGCUCGUGAUAUCGAUGAUCUCCGUGCAGGUGGCGAGUCUGCCGAUCGGACGGUUCAUGGCUAGGGCGCUGCCGAGGAGAAAGGUUUGGAUUCGUGGGAAGUCAUACUCGUUGAACCCGGGGGAAUUUAACGUAAAAGAGCACGUGCUGAUUUCGAUAUUUGCAAACGCCGGAGCCGGGUUUGGUAGCGGACCGGCGUAUGCGGUUAAUAUUGUGACUAUAAUCAAAGCGUUUUACGGUAGGAAGAUAUCCUUCUUUGCAAGUUGGGCACUUGUGAUUACCACACAGGUAUUGGGGUACGGGUGGGCUGGUAUUAUCAGAAAGUACGUGGUGGAUCCGGGCGCGAUGUGGUGGCCUAGCAGUCUCGUUCAGGUUUCUUUGUUCAGGGCUCUGCAUGAGAAAGACAACAAUCGAAUGUCGAGAGGGAAAUUCUUUUUGAUAGCACUGGUGUGCAGCUUCUCUUGGUACCUAGUGCCGGGCUACCUCUUCACAACCCUCUCAAUAAUUUCAUGGAUCUGUUGGAUUUACCCUAAGUCCAUAAGAGCUCAGCAAAUUGGCUCAGGCUUCCGUGGGCUUGGCGUUGGGGCAUUUACCCUAGAUUGGUCGGUCAUAUCCUCUUACUUGGGGAGCCCUUUGAUCAGCCCCUUCUUUGCCAUUGUCAAUAUCACCGUCGGAUACAUCAUCAUCAUGUACGUCGUCAUUCCAAUUUCAUACUGGAAGCUCAACUUGUACAAUGCAAAGAAUUUUGCAAUCUUCUCUUCGCACUUGUUUGAUUCCGACGGCCAAAUAUAUAAUGUCAAAGGCAUUGUGAAUGACCGGUUUCAGAUUGACAUGCCUGCCUAUAAAAAACAAGGAUUCAUAAACCUGAGUGUAUUCUUUGCCCUAACAUAUGGCCUUGGUUUUGCUGCUGUUGUAUCAACCCUCGCUCAUGUGGCUCUCUUCAAUGGAAGGGACAUAUAUGAACGAUACCAAUCGUCAUAUAGUGGAAAGAUAGAUAUACACACCAAAUUAAUGAGGAAAUACAGGGACAUACCCAGCUGGUGGUUUCAUAUUUUGCUUGUGGUGUCGUUGGUACUCUCUCUAGCAUUGUGCAUUUUCAUGAAAGAUGAGGUGCAAAUGCCAUGGUGGGGACUCAUUUUUGCUGCAGGAAUUGCAUUGAUUUUCACCCUUCCAAUCAGCAUAAUAACUGCCACAACAAACGUGACACCGGGACUAAACAUCAUCACGGAGUACGUCAUGGGUUUGAUAUUGCCUGGCUAUCCCAUAGCCAAUGUAUGCUUCAAAACAUAUGGAUACAUUAGUAUGGCACAGGCAAUUUCAUUUUUGAGUGAUUUUAAGUUAGGCCAUUACAUGAAGAUUCCGCCCAUAUCCAUGUUCUUAGUUCAGUGCGUAGGAACUGUAGUAGCCGGAACCGUCAAUAUUGGGACAGCAUGGUGGCUUCUAACUACAGUGAAAAAUAUAUGCAAUACUGAAUUACUCCCUGACACUAGUCCUUGGACUUGUCCUGGUGAUAGUGUCUUCUUCAAUGCAUCUGUGAUUUGGGGUCUCGUUGGACCGAAACGAAUCUUCGGUUCCCUCGGACUCUACGGAGGACUCAACUGGUUCUUCGUGGUAGGUGCACUCGGACCUGUCAUAGUAUGGUUGUUUCACAAAGCUUUCCCCAGACAGAAAUGGAUCGCCUACAUCAACCUUCCAGUGCUUUUCGGAUCAACCGCCGUGAUGCCACCAGCUACAACUGUGAACUUUAACAGCUGGAUUGUGGUCGGAAUCGUUUUCAAUUACUUUGUUUUCAGAUACAGAAAGAAGUGGUGGCAGAGGUACAAUUAUGUUCUUUCUGCUGCCCUAGAUGCUGGAGUGGCUUUUAUGGGGGUGCUUAUAUACAUAUGUUUAACCAUAAACGAGGUAAGCAUUUCUUGGUGGGGUACACAAGACUAUGACCACUGUAAAUUGUCUACUUGUCCAACAUCUAAGAGCGUAGAACUUGGUCAUGCUUGUGUAUUCCCUUAAGCUAGAGAGGUUUUUCAAUGUGCUCGAAACACAGUAUAAUAUAUCAUGUGUUAUUAUACAAAUGUUGAGAUACUUGUGUUAAAAAACUAGUAAUAUAAAAAAUAAAACGUUCCUCCACUC
Molecule: messenger RNA, 2428 nt
Organism: Pyrus x bretschneideri (Chinese white pear)
Lineage: Eukaryota; Viridiplantae; Streptophyta; Magnoliopsida; Rosales; Rosaceae
Product: oligopeptide transporter 2-like
Exons: 6
Coding region: 77-2308 (743 amino acids)
Biological process (GO): transmembrane transport
Molecular function (GO): oligopeptide transmembrane transporter activity
Source: RefSeq, a predicted model, not a curated record